Molecule: messenger RNA, 2652 nt
Organism: Labrus bergylta (ballan wrasse)
Lineage: Eukaryota; Metazoa; Chordata; Actinopteri; Labriformes; Labridae
Gene: alg6
Product: ALG6 alpha-1,3-glucosyltransferase
Biological process (GO): protein N-linked glycosylation
Cellular component (GO): endoplasmic reticulum membrane
Molecular function (GO): dolichyl pyrophosphate Man9GlcNAc2 alpha-1,3-glucosyltransferase activity
Source: RefSeq, a predicted model, not a curated record
UUGACGGGUGAUGACGUAUACAGGAAAUACAAAACAGGCUUCAAUAAGUGAUCCACAUUUUUAGCCUUCAUUUCUCCCACCUGAGCUUAUUUUAGUCCUCUGAAUCAUGCACACGUGGAGUCUCGUGUCGAUCUGCGUGUUGCUCGGAGUUGUCACGAGAUGGGGCGUUUCGUUGAAUUCAUAUUCAGGGGCGGGGAAACCUCCCAUGUUUGGCGACUACGAAGCUCAAAGGCAUUGGCAAGAAGUGACCUACAACCUCCCUCCGCAGGAAUGGUAUUUCAACACCACUGACAAUGACCUGUUGUACUGGGGUCUGGACUAUCCUCCUCUGACGGCCUACCACAGCCUGAUCUGUGCUUACGUAGCCAAGAUGAUUAACCCUGAAUGGGUGGAGCUGCACACAUCCAGAGGUUAUGAAAGUCCAGCACACAAGUUGUUCAUGAGGGCUACAGUUCUGGUGGCUGAUUUGUUGAUUUUCUUCCCGGCUGUGGUUGUUUACUGUUUUUACCUGACUGACGGAUCCUCUAAAAGAAAGGUUUCCACUGUGCUCCUCUUCCUUCUUUACCCGGGGCUUAUCCUCAUUGACUACGGCCAUUUCCAGUACAACGCAGUGAGUCUGGGGUUUGCCCUGUGGGGCGUUCUGGCUCUGGGUCUGGGCUGGGAUGCAUUUGGCUCCAUGGCCUUCUGUCUGGCUCUCAACUACAAACAGAUGGAGCUGUACCACGCUCUGCCCUUCUUCUGCUACCUGCUCGGAAAGAGUGUCAAACUGGGCCUGACGGGCCGAGGGUUCUUCACGCUGGCGAGAAUCGCUUCGUCAGUGUUGGUGACCUUUGCCCUCUGCUGGCUGCCCUUCCUGUCCGACCCCGGUCAGGCCUCGCAGGUGGUCAGGAGGAUCUUUCCCGUGGCUCGCGGUCUCUAUGAGGAUAAGGUGGCCAACACAUGGUGCAGCUUGAACAUCCUGAUAAAGAUCAGAUCCAUUUUGUCCAGUGACACUCAGAUCUGCCUCAGUGCUGCCUGCACACUCCUUGCAGUCCUACCGUCCUGUGUCAGACUUCUGACAAAGCCAACCUUCUGGCAGUUUAAACUGGCCUUGGUCAAUUCAUCUCUGGCCUUUUUCCUCUUCUCCUAUCAAGUCCACGAGAAGUCCAUCCUCUUGGUUGCCUUGCCUGCCCUCCUCCUGCUGAACGACCUCCCCUUGAUGGUGAUUUGGCUCCUGCUGGCCUCGACUUUCAGCAUGCUGCCUCUGUUACUAAAGGACGGCCUGCUGCUGCCCUAUGUGGUGACAUCACUGGCCUUCCUCUUCUUCAGCAUCUAUCUACUGUCUGCACUGGAGCACUGUUCAGAGGAAGAACUGAGACUGGGAGCCUACCACAAGCUGCUGUUCUUCCUACCCAGACUGGACCUGGCUGGUAUUGUAAGAUGGAAGUUCUACAUCAGCAUAGCAGUCAUGGUCGGCCUGAGCUUCGUGACUGUAGCGAUGGUUCCUCCGCCACAUCUACCCGACCUGUUUCCUGUGCUGGUCUCUGUUACCUCAUUCUCACACUUCUUUGGGACAUUUUUAUAUUUCAACAUCGUCCAGUUCAGUGAGCCGCCCAGCAGAAAGACCCAGAAGAAGACCAAUUAAAAUGGAGCCAAAGUUAGCGAUACUGGCUGGAAACUUUUUCACCACGGGGAAUGUCUGAAGGUUGUCACUUCCAUCUGGAUCACCACAGGCUGCAAUGAUGAGUCCACAUGUCAGGAAAAAUGUUAAGCAACUAAAUUACUUGUUAAAGAAUAUUUUCAAGCAAAAAAAACACACCAACUUGAUGGUACCAGGUUCUUAAAUAUGGGCGUUCUCUGCUUUAUCUCUCCCUGCAUUACAUCAGGUCAAUAGGGACGUUGAACUAGACAAAAAAAAAUUCUGAGAUUUGAUACAAUUACAGUUUUCUCUCCUUUUGUUGCUUAAAUAGCUGUAAAUGGAAACAUUUAGAGCAACUCAGAGGAUGUGGCAUCAAAUGAAAGGAAAGAAUGGUAGUAAUUCUCUAGUUUGGACCAAAUUGAUUUUUGAAAUCACUCAUCUGUUACUAAAAUUCAAUUAAGAGCUCUAAAUGUACCACCGUCUCAUAACCACAUGACUUCCUUCAUGUCAAACAUUCCUCUUUACUGCAAUUAUAGUUUUGCUGGUCCCAAUGAUUCUCCACUCACACUUCAAACUACACCGACUCUGACAUAUUUCACAGGGACAAAUCAGCAGAGUGCUGCCUUCUCAUUUGACUUUAGACACAGUCCUCUCUGUGCCUGUAAGCUCAGGCGCCAGGUGGUGCCAACAAUAAAAAGAUCACCUGCUGUAAUGUUCAGUUAAUGUUAAGAGCACGGGGACAUGAGUAGAUGAAACGUUUUGUUAACUUUGAAAGUCAUAGUUUGAAGGUGGUGCUGGAGUCAAAGAAACUGUAAGGUGUUCCUGUUAUUUUGUCUGUCCUCUGUACCUCUUUCAGGGUUUUUUAAUUAAACGCCUCCCUGAUGGGACUGGACCCAGGUCCAGCAGCAACGGUUUAUCAUCAUCUAUCCAUGUGAACUUUUUGUAAGGUUUUCUAAGGUAUCUUUUUUUUAUCCAUUGUUGAAGUAAUUUUGUACAAACUUGUGAAAAUAAAUAAAAAAUCCCAAUGACCUAAA